GAACAGACAGAUUGUUUUAAUCUUCGAAUUUCGCUUGUUAGAACUUCCAGACAGACAAACACAAUAAAUUUAAUCCCUUAAACGGUACUCAUCUUUCCGCUAAUCCUUAACGUAAACAACAAUAACUAAACUCUUAAUCAACUUUAUAAAGCUACUUUACGUAUCACAUUGUUGUGAAGAAAAACCUUUGAAAAUUAAUCGAAGUAACUUUAAACUUUUUUACGACAUCAGAGGUCGUGUCGUUUGAUCUACGUGACCAUUUAACGUUGACCACUAGUAAACGGGAGAGGUGCGAAGCCGACCAACAAAUGGGUUCUAAAUUAGGCAUAUUGAAAAAGCCCCGUUAACGCCUUUUGUAGCGGGGCGUGAUAACUCGGACCACUUGAACAAAUCAACCCAGUGCCGCUCUUCCACCGAAAACGCCACGCCCAUUUUUAAAACGUAGAGUCAAAGAUGAUAAAAAGAAACUAUUUGUAAACAAAAUAAAGAUUGGAAGAAAUUUGAUGUAUUGCUGAUGGUGAUUAUUCUAUUUUGUGAAGAAAGAGAGAAAAGUUGACAGUAAAUGCUAAGAAUGUCUGAUUCAGAGGAUGAACAUACAGAGUUUGUAGAUAUUAUGAAUGAUGAAGAAGAGGAAUACCAAAUAGAAGAUGAUAAAAAAUUAAAAUCAACGUCCAGAAAACGUAAAACAAGCUACACUCUGCGAGGACUAGACCCCGAGGAAAUAACGGAGUUGCGGGCCAAGAUAAAUAGCCGAGAACGAAAGAGGAUGCACGAUCUAAAUUUGGCUAUGGAUAACUUACGUGAAGUUAUGCCGUACGCCAAAGGACCAUCCGUACGUAAACUAUCCAAAAUUGCUACACUGACCCUCGCCAGAAACUACAUCCAAACUCUGACUAAGUCAGUGGACGAAAUGAAACGGCUAUUGGAUGAAAUCUACCGUUCCUCGGCUUCGAACCAGCGCCAGUCCGCCACUACUGUACCGUUACCGUACAUUCAUACACCUGGGACCUCGCUCUACGGACCUGCAGCCUAUCCCCUCCCCCUGCCCAGCGGCUACCCCCCGUCCUUUGGACACAGUCUGAGACAUUCGGUGCCUCCCCAUUUGUCCUCUUGUUCUUCAUUCUGUUCUUGCAGAACAUCGUCAUCUUCUAGUUUUCGACCUUCAGCUCCGAUGCUGCAAUCGGCGUCACAGAGACAUGUGAUUCAACCACCUUUAUAAAUCAGUUUCCAUUUCCAUACUUCAUUCAUCGGACUUCAUAGCAUUUUAUUUUACUGAUUAUGUGGAUAUAUAUUUCUAAUGAGUGACAUAUUCAAAGACUUUUUAUUAGUGCUAACUCA
This is a messenger RNA of Saccostrea cuccullata (small rock oyster), 1338 nucleotides long. RefSeq names its product oligodendrocyte transcription factor 2-like. Gene Ontology annotation, molecular function: protein dimerization activity; E-box binding; DNA-binding transcription factor activity, RNA polymerase II-specific. Lineage: Eukaryota; Metazoa; Mollusca; Bivalvia; Ostreida; Ostreidae. The record is from RefSeq and is a predicted model, not a curated record. Gene Ontology annotation, cellular component: nucleus. Gene Ontology annotation, biological process: sensory organ development; positive regulation of transcription by RNA polymerase II; axon development. Bases 563 to 1219 code for a protein of 218 amino acids. The transcript has a single exon.